UACUCCCCGCGGGGAGGGGAAGGUCUCAAGGCAGCAGUAAGAGUCUGUUCGAUCUCAGAACCCCCUUUUGGUGCCUUGCUCUACGUGAGGCCACAGGCAGCACUCGCUCUGGCUGGAGGAGUCAGGCACCUGAGGGUACCCACCUGGCACUUAGGGGUCUUGCUAUAGCCAGACGCGAAACACAGGACUUGGCAUGCAAUAGUUGCCCUAUAAAUAGUGGCACCUUUGUGGUUCCGAGGGUGCGGCGAACUGUCCAGGUUUGGUGGGGAAAGUGGAGUAGGACCUGGCGCCUGGAUGGCGGGUCCCAGGAGCCAGCGAAGUUGAUGUGCGCACGCUCCUCCUUCCGGGAGAGAUCCCACCCCUGGGGCCCUGGCCUCGCCCCCUGCGCCCUUUCCGGCCCCGCCUCUGGCGCGCGCGGCCAGCUGAGCCCCGGGAGCGGCGGUGAUCGCGGCUGCAACAGCAUGACUUUGGAGGCGAUCCGCUAUUCGCGGGGCUCACUACAGAUCCUCGACCAGCUGCUGCUGCCCCAGCAGAGCCACUAUGAGGCGGUGGGCUCGGUGCGCCAGGCCUGGGAGGCCAUCCGCGCUAUGAAGGUGCGCGGCGCCCCAGCCAUUGCGCUCGUGGGCUGCCUCAGCCUCGCCGUGGAGCUGCAGGCGGGCGCCGGGGGACCCGGACUUGCCGCGCUCGUGGCCUUCGUGCGCGACGCGCUGAGCUUCCUUGUCACCGCCCGGCCCACCGCCGUCAACAUGGCCCGCGCCGCCCGAGACCUGGCCGACCUCGCAGCCCAGGAAGCGGAGCGGGAGGGCGCCACGGAGGAGGCAGUCCGAGAGAGAUACUCUCCAUGUUCCUUAACCCCCACCAGGGUCCCUUCUGCCUCAGGGCCUUUGCACACACCAUUUCUGCAAACCAGAGUGAUCCGCUGGACCGAGGACAUGCUGGCAAAAGACCUCCGGGACAACCGGAGCAUCGGGGACCUGGGAGCCCACCACCUCCUAGAGCGGGCAGCACCCCAAGGCGGCAAGGUGAUCGUGCUGACCCACUGCAACACUGGUGCACUGGCCACUGCUGGCUAUGGCACAGCCCUAGGUGUGAUCCGCUCGCUGCACAGCCUGGGCCGUCUGGAGUGUGCCUUCUGCACGGAGACCCGGCCCUACAACCAGGGAGCCCGGCUGACGGCCUUUGAGUUCGUCUACGAGCAGAUCCCCGCCACCCUCAUCGCCGACAGCAUGGCGGCAGCUGCCAUGGCCCACUAUGGAGUGUCAGCUGUCGUCGUGGGAGCCGACCGCGUGGUUGCCAAUGGCGACACGGCCAACAAGGUGGGCACCUACCAGCUAGCCAUCGCCGCCAAGCACCACGGCAUCCCCUUCUAUGUGGCUGCCCCCAGCUCCUCGUGUGACCUCCACCUGAAGACGGGCCAGGAGAUCAUCAUUGAGGAGCGUCCUGGCCAGGAGCUGACCCAUGUCAACGGGGUCAGGAUUGCGGCACCCGGAAUUGGGGUUUGGAAUCCUGCCUUUGAUGUCACGCCCCACGACCUCAUCACUGGCGGCAUCAUCACAGAGCUGGGUGUCUUUGCCCCUGCGGAGCUCCGGGCAGCCCUAGGUGCCACGGUCACCCUAGAUGGACCCCAGAAGUAACCAACCUAGCUGUCCAUAUCCUGCCCCCAUUAUUUUUAUAAUAAACUUAUUGAAUGGCUUGCCCAAAAGCUAACCUUUUUCCCCCAACCACAAUUCUUCCCAGAACAGAAAAAGCAGACAGGGCCUUUGCAUGGCUCUUAAGAUCCCAGCAGCUGAAGUCAAGCUGCCUGAGAUCAUAUCCCAGUUCCACCGCCUUUUCUUUUUCUUCUUUUUUUAAAAAUUUAUUUAUUUAUUUUUGGCUGUGUUGGGUCUUUGUUGCUGCGUACGGGCUUUCUCUAGUUGUGGUGAGCGGGGGCUACUCUUCGUUGCAGUGCGCGGUCUUCUCGCUGCAGUGGCUUCUCUUGUUGCAGAGCACAGGCUCUAGGUGCUCGGGCUUCAGUAGUUGUGGCACGCGGGCUCAGUAGUUGUGGCUCGUGGGCUCUAGUGCGCAGGCUCAGUAGUUGUGGUGCACGGGCUUAGUUGCUCUGCGGCAUGUGGGAUCUUCCCAGACCAGGGCUCGAACCCGUGUCCCCUGCACUGGCAGGCAGAUUAUUAACCACUGCGCCACCAUGGAAGUCCUCCACCGCUUUUUCUGUUGUAUGAUCUUGGCCAAAUCACUUCACCUCUCCAUGCUUUGUUUUCUUCAUUUACAAAAUGGAGACAAUACUAGUACCUCCCUUUUUGGUUGAUCUCAGGGCUGGAAUUAGGGUGACACCUCAGGUACAAAAUUUUAGCGGAGGCCCUGAGAAGCUCAGUAGUCAAGAUAAAGAAUAGCUUCAUGCAUUAUUUUUGAAAAAUCAAAAUUAAUGAAAAAACAAUCCAUGGUGAACAAUAUAUAAAGAUAUUAAAUAGAAUGAAACCCUGACCUUGCAUAUCCUGACCCUACUCCCUUCACUCCUGAUACCAGCCCUCGUUCCAACAAAACUUUAUUUACAACAUCAAGCAGCCAGUUCACAGGCUGUAGUUGGACGAUUUGAUUUUCUUUGUAUUAAAAUAUUAUUUUUGAAUGUUGAAUAUAUUUUUAUCUUGAUAACUGAAGUUCGGGGCACCCCUUAAAUUUUGCACCAGAGUGCCUCACUUGC
This is a messenger RNA of Physeter macrocephalus (sperm whale), 2695 nucleotides long. RefSeq names its product methylthioribose-1-phosphate isomerase 1 (gene MRI1). Bases 324 to 1634 code for a protein of 436 amino acids. Gene Ontology annotation, molecular function: S-methyl-5-thioribose-1-phosphate isomerase activity. The transcript has 7 exons. The record is from RefSeq and is a predicted model, not a curated record. NCBI's taxonomy places the organism in Eukaryota, Metazoa, Chordata, Mammalia, Artiodactyla, Physeteridae.